Symbiodinium pilosum is the source of this 1644-nucleotide messenger RNA. The record is from the annotation of a GenBank genome assembly. NCBI's taxonomy places the organism in Eukaryota, Dinophyceae, Suessiales, Symbiodiniaceae.
AUGUUGGAUGCCUGUAAGGACCUGCAAGACUUCAAAGAGGGUGAGUACGUUUUGAGUGACAUUGUAGGCCCCGCCGACGGCUUUCGCAUCCAACUGAGCUUUUACCCCUUUGAGUCCACAGCAGCAUAUGUAAAGAUAUUCUUUGCACCUGGCUGUGAGAAAGGGCCUUGGACUGCUGAGCAGCUGGCUUGGGAAGUGCUGAUAUCAGAUGAUGCUUGGGAACGCACAACAACAAAUGACCACGACAACUGGGUCGAAUGUCCUUCAGGCUGCUUCAUUAAGGACGAAGAUACUUAUGAUAUGGCAGAAGGCGAGACCGAGGACAGUUUUGGGGGGGUCUUCACUCCCCCUUAUAUCAUUGACUUUGAAAAUGAGCUGUUAUCAACCGUGCAUGUCCGGGCAAAAGUAAGGCUGCCAGCACCUGAAGAAGUUGCAAAGACCUUUCUUUCCAGCGUGGACCUCACUCAGCAGGUUACGCAAGUGACUUUCAGGCUUUCCACUGGGCCAUGCUUGUUCCUGGACAAGCGCGUUCUGAUGACACGCUCCGAGUAUUUCCGAAAAAUGCUCACGGAGCCUCGGCUCAAAGAAGGAAGAACAAACGAGGUGGAUUUGAGCAAAGAUUCCACCAUCAACUGCAAAGCCAUGACCGCAUUGCUGCGCUUCAUCAUGUCGGACACAUUUGUCCAUGCAGAGGACCUCGAAGACCACGAAUAUUAUUUUGACUGCAGAAAGCUGGCAGAUCGCUACCAGCAGAAGGAUUUCUUGGUCCACGCUGAGAAAGCCCUCCUGAACUUGCUCUCGCCCGAGAAUGUGCUGCUAUUUUUGGGCCGCGUCAUCGGCAGUGGAGGCUGUCUGGAAGCGGCAUGCCUGAAAAUGGUUAGAGCAAACGACUGCGAAGUCUUGGAGACGCAGUCGGAAGAGCUGCGCGCAAUCAUUCGGCAGGACGCUGACCUCACGACGCUGCUGUUUGACCUUCUCGAUUUGCGCGACUUCGAGCAUGGCGAGUACGUCGCAAGUGACAUAUUCGGCCCAUCAGAUGGAUGGCGUGUACAGCUGCAUUUUUAUCCGUGCCGGUCUGCCUUUGGCCAUGUAGAAGCAUAUGUGCAGAUGUUCCCUCCUUGCGGCUGCGAAGAACAGUCUUGGACGUGUGAGCAAGCAGAUUGGCAAAUUGUGCUCAAAGAAGAGGGUAAUUUUACGGGGUGCAUUAUGGAAAGUCGAACAGACUUCGAAAGUAAGGACGGAGGAGAUUGCCGCGGGGGAGAGUUCAGCCCAGAGUAUACCAUUGACUUUGACAGAAAGCCAGAGUUGACUUUGAAUGUACGUGCAAAAAUGAUGGUGCCAGCUUCUGCAGACAUGGCAGCAAGCUUGCUGUCCAACGUGGACUUCACUCAGCAGCUUACGCAAGUGACUUUCCGGCUUUCCACUGGGCUCACGGAGCCGAAGCUCAAAGAAGGACAGACGAACGAGGUGGAUUUGAGCAAAGAUUCCACCAUCAACUGCAAGGCCAUGACAGCCUUGCUGCGUUUCAUCAUGUCGGACACCUUCGUUCACCCCGAGGACCCUGGUGAUUACAGCUAUUACUUUCAUGUCCGCAAGCUGGCGGAUCGUUACCAGCAGAAGGAUUUGAUGAUCCGCACAGAAACA